Molecule: messenger RNA, 4678 nt
Organism: Etheostoma spectabile (orangethroat darter)
Lineage: Eukaryota; Metazoa; Chordata; Actinopteri; Perciformes; Percidae
Product: macrophage mannose receptor 1-like
Source: RefSeq, a predicted model, not a curated record
CUUUCCACAAUCUUUCACACAACUCAUAAAUCAUCUGUGAGAAAUGCAUAGAUAACGUUUUCAGCUGUGAGACAUCUCAAAAGAAUGCUAACAAUGAAGACAACUUGCACAGCCUUGGUACUUCUCAUCCAAACAUUACAAUGUUUGGCCUCAGAUGAUUCACCAUUUCAACUAACUAACAAGGUGACUGGUUUUUGUUUGCUUAAACAAUUCAAAUACUGCUUUGACAUACGCUGGACAACUGGUGACCGACUACUGGUUUCCUGGACAAAUAAGUGCCUGGGAGUCCAGGGGAAAAGUGUGGGAAGUGAAAUAAGCCUCUACAAUUGUGAUGAAACCAGCGACCUCCAAAAGUGGGAAUGCAAGAAUGGAACAGUGCUCGCCCUCAAAGACCAAGAGCUUUACAUUGAGCUCAUUGCAGAUAACACAGCAGUUCUCUCCAACACUAUAGGACCCAAUAACCACCUCACUAUUUCAGGGACCUCCAGUGGUGCUUGUACAAGAACAUACAGAGAACUUUAUACUAUUGGAGGAAAUGCAAAUGGUAGGCCCUGCAUGUUUCCCUUCGUGUACAAAGACCAGUGGUACUCAGCCUGCACUACCACUGACUCAGAAAAUCUCCCUUGGUGUGCAAUUCAAACUAAAUAUGAACACGAACUAUGGGGCUACUGCCCAACUUACUCCAGAGAUAACUGGAGCAAACACCCAUCAGGAGCGUAUUACCAGCUCAACACAGAGGCAGCGCUGACUUGGCCCCAGGCUGAAGCCAGCUGUAAACAGCAGGGGGCCUCCCUGCUCAGUAUCACGGAUCCUAAUGAGAAGGCUUACAUCACAGCACUACUAGGGACAGCGGGCAGGGGACAGGGGGACAAGCUUUGGACUGGGCUGAUUCGGAACCCAGAACAUGGCUGGAAGUGGUCUAAUGGAAGCCCUUAUCGUUACCUGAAUUGGGACUCAGGACAUCCACUUCCUAAUCCGGGACACCACUGUGCACUUGUUGAUGGUGCUGUACAGUACUCCUGGCAAAGUUCAUCAUGCACCAAGAAACUGGGGUACAUCUGCUACAGUGCAGGACCUGUGGCUCCUCCUACUGAAGCUGUUGAGACAGGAUUUUGUUCAAGCCCUUGGAUUCCCUACAAUGGCCACUGCUUCCACCUCCAACGUACUCAGAAAACAUGGUCUGAUGCUCAGAAAGCGUGUCGCAAAGAAGGAGGGGACCUAGUCAGCAUCCGCAAUGUGGAGGACCAAAGCUUUGUCAUCUCUCAACUUGGCUAUGCAUCCACGGAUGAACUUUGGAUUGGACUGAAUGACAAGAAGACAGAGGGGCUGUUUGACUGGAUUGACCACUCAGCUGUCAGCUUUACCAGCUGGGAGUUUGGGAAACCUGCUGUCUUUACUGACCAAGAAGACUGUGUUCUCAUUAGGGGAGAGAAUGGGAACUGGGCUGACCGUAUGUGUGACGAGAAACAUGGUUUCAUUUGUAUGAAGAUGAGUGCCUCUGAACCCUCUGGAGAUGAAGUGGAGCAGAAUGUAGGCUGCAAAAUUGGAUGGAAAAGACAUGGGUCCUACUGCUACUUUGUAGGAACGAAGACAAAGACGUUUGAUGAAGCCAAAGAGGACUGCAAGAGCUCAGAUUCAUACUUAGCUGAUGUUUCAAAUGGGGUGGAUAAUGCCUUCCUCAUCAGCUUGGUGGGGAUGAGACCAGAGAAGUACUUCUGGCUAGGCCUCUCAACCCAGAAAGACACUGAUCAGUUUGUGUGGACCAACACAGACUCAGUGAGGUUUACUCACUGGAACGCUCAAAUGCCAGGUCACCAACAGGGCUGCGUUGCCAUGGCAACUGGUUUUUUGGCUGGCUUAUGGGAUGUUAUGCCAUGCACAAAUAAGAUCAAAUACAUUUGCAAACACCUGGCAGAGGGGGCUGUUUUAACGCCUGCACCACCAACUCCUCCCCCUGUAUGUGCUGACGGCUGGAAAAAACUACCAACAAGAAACUUCUGCUAUAAGCUGUUUCCAGAGUCCUCUUCAAAGAAGAGGACGUGGUAUGAGGCCAGAGAUUACUGCAGGGCCAUCGGAGGAGACCUGCUCAGCAUCCACAAUGAUAUUGACCAAAGAAUUGGAAGACGCUCAGGAACAGUCUGGAUUGGACUUAGUGCCCCUGACCCAGGAACCGGUUACGUAUGGAGCGAUGGAUCCGCAGUAAACUUCCAACACUGGAGGGACGGAGAGCCAAAUAAUAGAAAUAAUGUGGACUCUUGUGCUGAAUUUCUACCACAUCUGCAGCUUCGGCAAGGGUCUUGGAACAGUGUGCAUUGUGAGAAGUACAAUGGAUGGCUGUGUCAGAUCCAAGCAGGGUCAACUCCAAAGGCACCUCCAGACCCCGUCACUCCUGACUACAAUAAGAUCGAUGGGUGGCUAGAAUGGAAUGGGAAUCAGUAUUUUAUUAACAGUAUGUCGAUGGCCAUGGACGAAGCUCGUAGCUUCUGCCAACAGAGGCAUAGUGACUUGGUAACUAUCAACACCGAAGCUGAACGGGUCUUUUUGUGGAAACAGAUAUCCCAAAGUUAUGAAACUUGCUGGAUAGGUCUGAAACUAGAUCUUGAUCAAACGCUUGAGUGGGUGGAUGGUUCUCAAGUGGUGUUUCUGAGGUGGGAUGCAGGUCAGCCUGAUUUCAAGAACUAUGAUGAGAACUGUGUUGUCAUGACGUAUUCUACUGGGUUCUGGCAUGAUUAUAAUUGUGGGUUUGAGCACAAGUCCAUUUGUAAACGCAGUGGAUCACCACCUGCCAAUGCCACUGUGGCACCUACAGUGGCCCCUAAAGGUGUCUGCCCACCCAACUGGAAAAAAUUUAAAUCAAAGUGUUACAGAAUCUUUAAUGACCAAAAUGUAACAUGGCGUGAAGCGAGGAAACAAUGCCAAGAUAUGGGUGGAAACUUGGCCUCAAUUCCCUCCAGACAUGUGGAAGUUUUUUUGAUGACUCAAAUGGCUGAAACACCUACUACUACAGACGUUUGGAUUGGUUUGCACAGAACAAAUACACGUGCGUUUUUCUGGACUGAUGGGCGACCAAGGCAAUACGUCAACUUGGAUUUAGUAAGUGGAAAGAAUCUCAAUACAAUUGUUUUCAGCAUCCUGGAGGCAUACAGGUCCUGGAGAGAUGGCAGAUUGCAGCCAAUCACCCUCUCAGCAGAGCGGUUGAUACAGUUUUCUCACUACUUUCUCUCUUCUGUGCUUCCACAGGAACAGUGUGUUGUAAUCAAAAGUGAUUAUUCAGUUGGUAUUGGGAAAUGGAUACCAAAGUCCUGCAAUGACAAAAAUGGAUUUGUCUGUCUUCGAAAUACUGACCCAUCCCUCCAGGACUCCCCAGAACCAACAACAUCUACCAACUAUGUCAGAAUAUUCAAUGACUCUAUCAAGGUUGUUACACAACAAAUGAACUGGGAUGUAGCCAAAAAGCACUGCGAAGGUGAUGGUGCCAAACUGGCUAGCCUGCGAAACAAGUGGUCACAGGCCUAUGUUGAGCUGCUGGCUUUGAAUCUCAACGCUCCUCUAUGGAUUGGACUGAACAAAGUGCAGACCAAUGGGCAUUUCAUAUUUAUUGAUGGCUGGCGCAUGAGCUUUUCUCACUGGGGUAACAAUGAGCCAAGUGGCGACCGACCUUGUGUCUACGUAGAUCUGGAUGGAAAAUGGAAGACUGCUGACUGCAAUCAGACCAUGAACAGUGUUUGUAUGAGGUCUACAGAUUUGCCACCAACAGAGUCCAGUGGUUUUCCGGGAGUUUGCCCUGAAGAUCUAGAUACAUCAAUUACGAACAAGCAUUACUUCUGGCUACCAUUUAAAGGUUACUGUUACAUAUUUUUCACAGAAGAAAAACUGUGGGCAGAUGCAUCUACUAGCUGUAUAAGACAUGGUGGAUCCCUAGCCAGUAUUGAAGAUCCCUUUGAGCAAGAAUUUGUUCAAAGCAAUGCAAACAUGUUUAAAGACAGCCACACUUCGUUUUGGAUUGGCAUGUUUCAAACUCACAAAGGGGAAUGGUUGUGGUUGGACAAAACAGUCAUGGACUACACUAACUGGGCUGAAGGUAUCCCUGGUUAUCGCAGCUACGGAGGGAUUAGCGCUUCAACUGGGAAGUGGAAUGCAGGCCAUCCGUGGUAUCGUAGACCAUACAUUUGCAAAACAGCCAAAGUAUUACCACCAAUACCUCCAACAUCAUUACCUGCUGUACUUGAUCUUCGUCACCGUGGCCGCAUAGCUUUGGCAGUUGUUGUGGUCAUUACUGGAAUUGCCACCGGGUUAGUCAUAGCCUUCUUCCUCUUCAAGAAGUUCACUCGUCGCUUACCCAUUCCUGACAUGUUAACCACCUUUGACAACCCAGUCUUCUUCAGCAAUGAGUGGUCACAGCCUAAUGUGGUUGACACCAAUAAACAUGUAGAGAACGUAAAGGAAAAGAGCCCUGAGCCCCUUGUAACACAAAAAUGAACAGAAUCAGAAUCUAAUGGUACACAUACUCUAUCGAGGGCUCAUGGUUAGUGGCUUCUCUUUUGCUUAUCCAAUGAUUUCACAUUCAUUAUAAGUGUUAUAAACUGUGAUAAUGUUAUGUAUUUUAAUACUUGUUACAGAUCAGCUGCAGUGUAAAGUCAAGAGUUGUAAUCUAGCUAACAUUAAACAAAGUAUACCA